AAAAAAAAACUACAGUUCUAUCCGUCCGUCAGCUCACACUGGUAGAAAAAUAUGAUCCCGGGAAGAGCCGCUCCUGCGCUUCAAGACUUAAGACAAAAAUUUCACUGCGACUAAUUUCAGUUGAAAUCACAGACCAUCGCUGAGUCUGGUCCUUGUUGAACUAUUCUCUUCUCCAUUCUCCUCUGAUUUUUUUUUUCCCCCUGCGCUGGAUCUUUCGUGCCAGAAAAUGUGUGUGGAGAGCGAUGGAUGCGAGAUUGAAGGCUGCAGCAGUUCGGAUGAGGUGCGCACGCUGUCGGGCAGCAUGAGCCCCGGACUGAAAUCCAACCCGGAUCUUCACCCGUGCAAACCCGGCCAGAAAUUCCGCGCCGCGCUGCUCAGAUGCCGCUCACCGGCUGCUGCCGCCGGGAUCCUCAGUUUUGGGAACGUCCUGAAUUACAUGGAUAGAUACACUGUAGUCGGUGUUGUGCUCGACAUCCAGCGGAAUUACGAGGUAUCAGACAGUGGAAUCGGCUUGUUGCAAACAGUCUUCAUCUGCAGCUUCAUGGUGGCAGCUCCCAUCUUCGGUUACCUGGGCGACCGCUUCAACAGAAAGGUCAUCCUGAGCUGUGGCAUUUUCUUCUGGUCUAUUGUUACUCUGUCGAGCUCCUUCAUCAGUAAAGAGUACUACUGGCUGUUUGUGCUCUCCAGGGGACUGGUGGGCAUCGGUGAGUCCAGCUACUCCUCCAUCUCUCCCACCAUCAUAGGAGACCUGUUCACUAAUAACAGCCGCACCAUGAUGCUGUCUGUCUUCUACCUGGCCAUCCCCCUGGGCAGUGGGCUGGGUUACAUCCUGGGCUCGAGUGCCAAGGUGGCUGCAGGAGACUGGCACUGGGCACUGAGGGUGUCCCCAGUUUUAGGGAUCACUGCAGGGGCUCUGAUCCUGCUCUUCGUACCUGAGCCAAAGAGAGGCAGCGCUGACCAGAUGGGAGGACGCAUCAAGACCCGCACCUCCUGGUUCUGUGACAUGAAGGCACUCGCCAAGAAUCGGAGCUAUGUGUUUUCAUCCCUGGCGUCAGCGGCGGUGUCCUUCGCCACAGGUGCGUUUGGUAUGUGGAUCCCUCUGUACCUGGCUCGAGCCCAGGUGGUGCAGAAGACGAUAGAGCCCUGUACAAAAGAGAUCUGCAGUAGCACAAACAGUCUAAUCUUCGGGGCGAUCACCUGUGUGACAGGGCUGUUAGGCGUGGUCAUCGGGGCGGCCACCACGCGCCUGUGUCGCCAGAAGACGGAGCGAGCCGACCCUCUCGUAUGUGCCGUCAGCAUGCUGGGCUCAGCCAUCUUCAUCUGCCUCAUCUUUGUGGUGGCCAAGAAGAGCAUCGUAGGAGCUUACGUUUGCAUCUUUAUAGGAGAGACGCUGCUUUUCCUGAACUGGGCAAUAACAGCAGACAUUUUAAUGUUUGUCGUUAUUCCCACGCGGAGGGCAACAGCAGUCGCCUUUCAGAGCUUCACCUCGCAUCUCCUGGGUGACGCGGGAAGUCCGUACCUGAUAGGCCUGAUCUCCGACGCCCUCCAGGAGAGCUAUGCAACGUCAGCGCUGUGGCAGUUCCUCAGUUUGGGCUAUGCCCUCAUGCUCUGUCCCUUUAUCAUCGUCCUGGGGGGCAUGUUUUUCCUGGCCACUGCAUUGUUUUUCCUGGAUGACAGAGAGAAGGCUGAGAAACAGUUGAACCAGCUGACGCGACCACCCUCCUCAGUCAAGGUAUGACCAGGUGACAACCUAAUGAGGAGUCAUGAAGGAGCAACCAAACUCAACAAGGAUGAGAAAAUGAAGAUAAAAAGUGAGGGCAGCUGAUCCACCUCUUUAAAACUACACCCAUGCCAUCCUCCCUAUUCUCACCGCCAUGAUCAUCACCCUCCUCCUUCUCCUCCUGACUGCUGCUGCUCUUCAUUUUUACCUGCUCAUGGAGGCUGCUUAGAACUGGAACCAGGGAGCGUCUUGCCCCUUCCUGAACUGCCUCUAAAUCACAGGCUGGUGAGAACACCCACAGCGAUGUGCUGAAGUCACCCAACCGACAGCUGGUGUCCUCCUCACCUCUGUCUGUGAGGAUCCACUGAACCUUCCAGGAAGGAGGUGGGGUGGCAAAAUCCCCCGUGAUCCCCUCCGACUCCUGAUGCCAUACUACUGAAUGCUGAUCAUGAACCUGCCCUGUCUGUCUGCCUGUCUGUCCAACAGUCUGUCUCUGUCUGUCCUUUACAUUGGCUGUCAAUCUGCACCAAGUGCCAUGGUGUCAUUACAUUCCUUCAGAUUUUGCACUGACCACCAACAACCCUCAUGACUUCAUCGCUGCCUAUGAUUACAUGCACACUAUAAUUCAGCUUUUGGCUAUGAAAUUAGUUUAAUUAAACUGUUUAUAUGGAUCAUCUGCAGUCACAAAGCUCCACGGGUGUCUAUGUUGCUCCCAUGCAAAUUUUCCUGUCAACACUUGGAAGAUGACACUGACAGUAGCUGUAAACUUUGGGUUAUGUGGAGCAACUUGUUAAAAUGUGCUUCAGGAGUAUAAUUCUCAGUGUUGUUUAUCUGUUCAAACAAGCAUCCAAUAAUGUGACUAAUUUCGGACUACUCUGCACAUCUUUAUCGCAGUAUUAACAACAUGAACUUCAAACAUUAAUACAGUGUUUACAUGAUGAAUGCAGUAUUCUCAUAAUCGAUCAAAAUUCUGCUGUGCAUGUAAACAUAGCCGCCAACCAAGAGCCAAAAAGUGUUACUGUCUAACGGUCAGUGAAUCAGCCUUAAAAAUUGGAGCGUUCACAUCAACAGCUGUUUCCUUUCAUCCCCACAAACAUGUUUUAAUUUUAAGCUCUUAGCACUUAAAUCAGAGUAGACAGUGCCAGAGAACAUGACAGAUGAGAGAUUUCUGCACAUUACUUUUCACAAGGUUACUUGUGAUUUUAUUUUAAUUUCUUUCUGUUUUUCUGUGUGAUGUUGGAUUUGAAACUGGAGGUUACUGUCUAUGAUUGUUUCAGAGGGAUGAUGAAACAAUCAGGGCUUUUAAAAGUGGACACUGGAUUAUAUAUUCUAUCAUUUAUAAUGUAAAUGCUUUUCCCAAAAGUAAAUGAAAUGCUACUCUUUUGGCUUUUAAGGAGGAACACCUGUGUUUUUGUGUACAUAAGAAGCAAUACAAUUUUUUUUUUUUUUCGUGCAAACCAACCAUUCGUUAUCCACACUGCCUUAUCAGCGAGCUGGGUGUCCCUUUAAUGGGGUGGCUCUCUGAUUGUAGGUUUUGAAUUUCUGGACACACACACCCACACAGAGAUGGAGUCACUCUUAAUGAUGGAUUCCAGUCCAGUCCAUGCUGGUUACAAUAACAGGCAUUGUGAAAAGAGACCUUUCCCCCUCGCAAUUGUAGAUAUCCCAUUCCACGAUUAGAAGAAAGAACCUUUGUAAAGAGCUGCAGUCACACUCAUCAGUUUAUGAGUGAGGGAAAUCAAAAUCCCAGACAGGAACAGGAAAUCCCUCAGCCCCAGGUUUCGACUGAUGGCAGCCUCUUAUCAUUGAUAAAGGAUAAGCAAGGAAUCCCCUUUUGAAAGCAGACCAGCAUGUCUUCAGAUGUCCCUUUCAAUACCUGCACCAGAAAUUGACAUAGAGGUUUCCACAGGAAAUAGAAGUGCACGAUAGACAGAGAAUCUGGAUUUGAUUUUAUCACUCUAUGCAUUAAUUACGGUGUCUUACAUGUAAUUAUGCAAAUUCUGAGAGGAUGACUACAGCUAGUUUCUUGUAUGUACAAAGUUUUAGGUAAAAGCUUCAUUAGAAACUACCUUGAAGGAUCUUUUUUGUUGUAUAUUACCUGGUGGAUACAGUUUUACUGAAACCUUGAAGCCACCAACAUUGUCAAAGUUUUUGAAACUUGUGCAUAAAGAGGAAAAAAAAGCACUUUGCAGGCCUCCAAGAAAACAUUGGUUUGACCUUAGCAUAGGAAUAAAGGGAGACAUUCAGGUGGUUCUUGUAGCAUUGAUGUGCGAGCGUGACUCACUGGCUGUGUGUGGGGUGCUGUGUGGGCUGUGUGUCCUUGUUGCCAGAUCAUUAGCUUUAGCUUCUCUCCAACUGCGUGGAGCUCUCUGAAUGUGAUUCUGUCCAACCUGACGUGUUUACACACCUACAUCUUAAUGAAUUAAGCUUCUUACCUUACUUUUAUCCGUUUUCUUUUGUUUUGGUUUUUUAUUUUGUUUGUUUUUUUUAAUGUUACCAAAUGAGUUUUUCUAAUAACUACAAUAGAGAGAUAUAUAUAUAGCUAUAUCACGCAGCAACUUUAAUAUAUUGUAAAUGAUGGCUUGGAUGCAAUGUAUUUAUUUGUUGUAUCAUAAUGAAGAAUAAUCUAUAAAGGGAAGUUUAAGGUUUGAGUAUACUACACUUUGUUGUAUGUCGGGUUUAUAAAUGCCUGUUUAUUCAUCUGUUUGUAUCACAGUGAAACGACACAAUACCUUUCUGCAUCACUAAGACUCAUCUUGUUUACUGUGAUCAUGAAUUGGACAUCUUACCCAUAUUUCUCACAUACAUAACUGCAAUGUGAUGAUUUUUUUU
This is a messenger RNA of Toxotes jaculatrix (banded archerfish), 4552 nucleotides long. It is a transcript of the gene spns2, whose product is annotated as spinster homolog 2 (Drosophila). Gene Ontology annotation, biological process: transmembrane transport; sphingosine-1-phosphate receptor signaling pathway; lipid transport. The record is from RefSeq and is a predicted model, not a curated record. Gene Ontology annotation, molecular function: sphingolipid intramembrane carrier activity; transmembrane transporter activity. Gene Ontology annotation, cellular component: membrane. The coding region runs from base 227 to 1738 and encodes 503 amino acids. The transcript has 13 exons. NCBI's taxonomy places the organism in Eukaryota, Metazoa, Chordata, Actinopteri, Toxotidae.